This is a messenger RNA of Yarrowia lipolytica CLIB122, 861 nucleotides long. RefSeq lists its product as uncharacterized. The record is from RefSeq and is a predicted model, not a curated record. Gene Ontology annotation, cellular component: fungal-type cell wall. Gene Ontology annotation, molecular function: structural constituent of cell wall. Lineage: Eukaryota; Fungi; Ascomycota; Dipodascomycetes; Dipodascales. Gene Ontology annotation, biological process: fungal-type cell wall organization.
AUGCUCUUCAAGUCCGCUGCCGUCUCUCUCGUGGCUCUCGCCGCCACCGUCUCCGCCGCAGACGAGUGGACCAAGCUCAAGCCCACCAACACAGCUCCCUCCAACUGGAUCACCUCUUACUCCAACUUUGGUAUUGCCAUCCAGCCCAUCACCGGAGCUGUUCAGGCCGGAGCUGAGGCCACUGCUGUGCCUACUGCCCACCAGAAGCGAGACGAGCACGAUGACGACGUUGUCACCCAGACUGUUGUUGUCUGCCCUUGCGACGAGUCCACCACCACUCUGCCCGUUGUUGCUCCUCACCACGAGGAGUCUGCUGCCCCUACCUCCGCCAAGGAGUCUGCUGCUGCCGCCGAGACCACCCCCGCCACCGUCCCUCACUCCGACGUGACCACCAAGGCCUCUGCCACCUCUGCUGCCGCUUCUUCUGCUGCCGCUUCUUCUGCCGCCGUCUCCGGUGACGCUGAGGCCACCAAGGCUGCUUCUGCUGCCACCACCGGCCCCAAGCCUUCCGGCAAGCAGGACGAGCCCACCUCCAACUCCGACUUCGCCAAGCUCGUUGCUUGCAAGAAGGAGGGUACUCUCGCCAUGACUCUCGAGGACGGUAUCCUUAAGGACGACAAGGGCCGAAUCGGUUCCAUUGUCUCUAACUACCAGUUCCAGUUUGAUGGACCUCCUCCUCAGGCUGGUGCUUGGUACGCUGCCGGAUGGGCCAUCUCUUCUGACGGUAACCUCGCUAUUGGUGACAACCAGGUCUUCUGGCAGUGUCUGUCCGGUACCUUCUACAACCUGUACGACCGAAAGGACAACCGAGAUCAGUGCACCGCCGUUCACCUCGCCAUUGUCAACCUCGAGGACUGUUAA